UCAAAAACAAGUUGCGGUUACCUAGGUAAAUAGCAACCAAUUGAUUAUGAGUUGUCAUGCAAUUAUGACUUAUCGCUUCUACUGACUCGUUGACUUAGUAGAAGUAGACUUUAGAGGCUUAAGAUUUUCGUAUUCACCUUAGAUUUAUUGUUAAACAUCAGUUGAUAUAUAUUUAUAAGUCUUAGAAUAUAUCUUCAGUUCUAGAGAUGGACAAAACAAUCUGGAAACUUAUUUUCACACUGUAUGUCUUGGCUCCAGUGUCAGGGUACAGUUCAAUGUCGGAAAAAUUAGAAGGACUGUUGUUGUCGUUGGAUAAACUUAUUUAUUACUACGAACAACAUAGCAGUGAAUUUAAUUUUGACGGUAUAUUUGGCCUAAUACCUUUACAAGGAGCCCUUGAAAGUAUUACUGAUGAAUCCCUGUAUGAAAACUAUGAAGAGGUCAGGUUUGCAUUGUUACCAAUGAUGAGGAAACUUAAGAUUCAAAUUUCGAGGAUAAACGCGGUCAUUAGGAAAAGUGUGAAAAUCUUUGAAAAGACAAGAGACCCCUACUUUAUGAAAAUGGGUCAACUUUUGGCACUGAAAUGGACUUUUCCCAAUCGGAACAUCCUGUAUUCUUUUUCAUCGAAUUCAUUAUUCAUACCAAGCGUGCAAAAUAUUUCUAGUGAUGAUUGUAUUAUUCAGCUACUUAAUGCCAAGCAUUAUGGGACCCUUGAUUGUCAUCUUUCAAUGAAAUGUAUCCUAAAGCUCAUGAACUUUCACUCUAGUGGUUAUGAACUGGCUCACCAAGUUCUAUACAUUCUAAUUUCACAUCAAGUUAAUUGUACUGAUUCCCUGAAUGGUAUGUUGUCAAAUCUCUCGACCAGCGUGGAAGUCUUACAAAAUAAACUGUGUUCAAUUUUGUUUCGAGACUUUGUUAAAUUGUUUCUGCUUGUGGAAAUGAUCCCUCAAAAUCGAGAUAUUUUACUUGAAAAAAUGUUUGUGUGCGGAGGUCUUGGUUACGAAAAUUUUAUUCAGUUUUCUAUUCUGAGCAGAAUUUUGUCGUGGCAACAGCCUUCUGGAUGUUUUAUUUCUUCAGGUCCAGUAGAUGAAAAAAGCAAGCAUAGAAAUACUAAAAUCAGGUUUCACGAACGCCAUCCCCUUGUUGAACGCAGACAUGCAGAUGGUUGUCUAUCACAUAUGACUUCUGUGGCUGCCGCUGUGAUGGGUCUGUAUUUGAGAGCGUUUUUCAUCCCCACAGGGUACAUUGAUGGAUAUUCAACCGAUUCAAUGCCUAUUAUAUGGAAAGUGUUUCUGGUCAGAUCAUAUACGUGAGCAUAUUAAUAUUGAUUUUCGAGAAAUUUAUCAUCUAGUUAUACACUGACGUUUUAUUACUGUACAAUGUUUAGUAUUGGGAAAAUAGUCGAAAUUCUAUAUUCCAAUUAUAACUCAAACCCAUUCAUUUGUUUCCCAGUGAGGAAGAUGAUCUACAGAUCAAGCAAAUUCGUUUGGUAGUACUGUGUUCCCGGACCUGGGUAAUUUGAUUGUGAAGGUUUGACAGUUGUAGUAGAUAACGUUUUUAGGGUUUACCUCGUACGGAAGUGGGCAUUUUUCAUUAUUUCACAAACGUUUAAUGAGUUUGUACUUAUGGCUUUGUUUGCGAUUGUACAUCUGCAAAGGAUAUGCUGCUUGUUUGCGUUUAUUAAUUGCCUAUUGUUUUGAACACCGUUUCUGAACAUUCUCUAGAAAUUUUAGCAUUUCCGCGACCAAGAAGUUCGACUUUUUUUCAAGCAAAUUUAUGCUAAUGGUAAUCUCGACCCUAUGGUUUCAUGUCAUGUCCAAUUAAUGCAGUAAAACAGGAAACCAAAUGAAGACAAACGUGGUAUCAUCUAUAAAAUUAAUAGCACUGAUUGUGAGAAAAAUUAUAUUGGAUAAGGGGGAGACAACUAAUAACAAACUGUAGCAUAAGUACAAAGUCAUUUAACAUUUAUGGAACUAGUGAAAAGCUCACUUCUGUAAGAAGUAGGGGUUGAUGAUAUUGUCCAGGGAAACAGUGAAAGCUUUGAGGUUAAAUCAUUCAGCUCUUAAAACAAAACGGAAAACAUGUUUUUCACUUAUUUUUUUGAAUUAAAUUUUCUAGAUUUGAAAAAUGUUUUAGAUGAACGUAGUUUAGCUGACGUUAACCCUCAUCUAUUUGGAGGUAUUUUUGAAAUUUUCAUCUGUUUUGCCAACAAUACGAUUAGCACCAUUUUGAAGGGGAGACAUAACCAUGAAGAAAUAUAGCUUGACAUAGUGUUAAUCAAUGAUAAUAAUAAUCCCAAAAUAUUCUUUGUUAAGACUAUUUACAUUUUAUAUUAUCGAAUAAUUAUUAAACAGCCGCGUAUUUAUUAUAAACCAGUCGCAUUCGACUUGUUGAUACGGAGUAUGGAUAAAGAAUAUCAUGUAUAUAUAAUACCAUUUACAGCAGCUUAUGUUUGACUAAAAAUAUAAGCAUCCCUUCAUUGAGCUGAAACAACUUAACCCUUCGAAUUUAAUUACAAUUUAAAAAAUGAUAAUUGAUAUUUUAAUACAAAUAGAUCGUGGAGAUCGUAGAAUUUUCAGAGUUUUAAACUGAUUUUAGAUAAAACACCAUUGAAAAUCUAAAAUCACUAGACAGUAGUUUUGUCGUACUAUGAGACUAAACGGCCGUCAAGUGGUUCCAUGUUUUCAACGGUGUUCUAUCUAAGAUUAGUCCAUGAUUUAUAACUGUGACAACUGACAUUUUUUUGAACUUCUAUUUUACUGUUAUCGACCUAAUAUAUUUCUGGCUUUUAGUUCACUUCCAAAACUGAUAGAAGAUGAUGAUAAUCAAAGUGGAAUUUCAAAUCAAAAUAUAUUAAACUCAUUUUCAAAUCGAUUAAUAUAUAUUAAAGAACCAAUAUAUUUAUCAACCCGGAUCCCAUUUAGUUUAAGUUAUUCAACACAUUUUCAAGGAAAACUGGACGAAAUAAAUUCCGAUUUUUUAUUUGUUAGUAUUUUACUUUUAUGUUCUAUUUGUAUUUUUCUCUAUUUAUUAUUACGUAGUUUUAUAGUCUACUGUGGGUUUUUCAACUCAUCUAAACCAACUUUAAAAGUAUAAAUAACAGAAAAGAAACUGUACUCUAUAAUUUAUCAUUCAUAUUUGAUUCUUUUCAACUUACCAUUCGGUCAUUCUAAAUAAAAUUUUGUAAAAACGUUUAACUGUGAUAAAAAUUUAUCUUU
This is a messenger RNA of Schistosoma intercalatum, 3218 nucleotides long. The record is from the annotation of a GenBank genome assembly. NCBI's taxonomy places the organism in Eukaryota, Metazoa, Platyhelminthes, Trematoda, Strigeidida, Schistosomatidae.